AAUAAGAAUAUUUUAUUCUAUUAUCAAUUAUUUGUGUUCCCUGGAAUGAAGAAGAGGAUCAUCAGUGUAUACUGCAUACUUUUAAAGAAACUUUCAAAGGGGAAAAGGCCUUUAAUCCGCAUUUGUUAUUUAAGUUGGAAAACCACUUGCUGUUAUCACUUACUUAUUAGUAUGGUAAUUGUUAAUUACUUAGUUGCUUUCCAGGCGAUGCAAACAAAUCUACUGCCGCUGACUAUUCCAGACUGCCGACCAGUUAUAACGAGUUCUAUCAACUUCUGUGGGGUCAGCAAGGCUCUGGAGACAAAAUACACUGUCUUACGACAGAAGCUAUUGGUUGAUUGCUUGCGAAUUAGGAUGGGAACUGACCAAUGGGAGGCCAUGUCUCAAAACGACAAGCAGCAAAAAGUGAUGAUCCUGGAUAAUCAAGCUGUGGAACAAAUCCAAAAAGGCAAGAUAAUGCCAUCUCUCUUAGGGGAGGGGUUACACCUGCAAGAGACUGUCACCCAAAUGAUGGGGUUGUGUAAGAAUGUCUUACGAAACAAGGUCAAGGGUCAGCAAGUCAUACGAAGUACCAAAACCAAGGAGAAUCUUGACCAGUUGUUGCUGACUUUCUGCAUAGACUAA
This is a messenger RNA of Dreissena polymorpha, 624 nucleotides long. RefSeq lists its product as uncharacterized. NCBI's taxonomy places the organism in Eukaryota, Metazoa, Mollusca, Bivalvia, Myida, Dreissenidae. The coding region runs from base 46 to 624 and encodes 192 amino acids. The record is from RefSeq and is a predicted model, not a curated record. The transcript is spliced from 4 exons.